Molecule: messenger RNA, 2055 nt
Organism: Pteropus alecto (black flying fox)
Lineage: Eukaryota; Metazoa; Chordata; Mammalia; Chiroptera; Pteropodidae
Gene: PNPLA4
Product: patatin like phospholipase domain containing 4
Exons: 7
Coding region: 445-1215 (256 amino acids)
Biological process (GO): lipid homeostasis; triglyceride catabolic process
Cellular component (GO): membrane; cytoplasm; lipid droplet
Molecular function (GO): retinyl-palmitate esterase activity; triacylglycerol lipase activity
Source: RefSeq, a predicted model, not a curated record
GGGGCCAGCGGGGAAGGGCGAGGGGCGGGCUCCGGCCCCCAGGGCUUGCUCCAGGGACGCGCGGGUGGGGUCUGGCACCUCCCUAAACCCCCCGCGCGCCAAACCCCGGGUGGACACUGGGCCUGCGCGCCCCCGGCCUGCCGCCUAGGGACGGAAAUCCCGCCCUUCUCCCCCGCUCCCCACGGUGCAAUCUGCAGAAAUCAAUACCAGGGCGCAGGGCCCAGCCAGGUGCCUUAGGUUUCCAAAUUUGAGGCCCGGGCCAUGUGCCUACUCCGAACGUCCCGGAAUUGGGGUCUUGGGACUCCCCCUUCCCCGCCUCACCGGGGGAAGCCCUGCGAGCCUCCAUGUGAGCAGCGUUUGGGGGGCACCAUUUCAUCCACGUGGUGAAAUCCUGCGCACUGAGUCCUCAACAAGCAGUUUUAUAGUUAAUUUGUUACAGGUGGCAUGAAGCCCAUCAACUUGUCCUUCUCAGCCUGUGGGUUUCUGGCAGUUUACCACUUGGGGGCAGCAUCGGCCCUCUGCAGACAUGGCAGAAAGCUCCUGAAGGAUGUGAAGGCCUUUGCUGGGGCUUCUGCGGGAUCCUUGGUGGCUUCCGUUCUGCUAACAGCACCAGAAAAAAUAGAGGAAUGCAAGGAGUUUGUCUACGCGUUUGCCGAAGAGACCCGAGGCCAGGUUUUCGGGGCGGCCACGCCCGGCUAUGACAGCAUGGCCCGACUCAGAAGCGGAAUGGAGUCCCUGCUGCCUCCCGACGCUCACGAGCUGGCCCACAGCCGCCUGCACGUGUCCGUCAGCGACACCAAGACCAGGGAGAACGCCUUGGUCUCCAGCUUCCCGUGCAGGGAGGACCUCAUCCAGGUGCUUCUGGCGAGCAGCUUCGUGCCUCUUUACGCAGGGCUGAGGCCAGUGGAGCACCAAGGACAGAGGUGGGUGGAUGGCGGCCUCACCAACAGCCUUCCCAUCCUGCCUGUGGGCCGGACGGUGACCAUCUCACCCUUCAGUGGACGAUCAGACAUCUCCCCGCGGGACAAAGGGCAGCUGAAUCUGCAUCUCACUGUCGCCAAUCAAGACGUGACGCUGUCCGUGGCAAACUUGGCGAGGCUGAGGCAAGUCCUGUUCCCACCACGCAGGACGGAACUGGAGUCGCUGCACCAGCGCGGCUUCGAUGACGCCGUGCGGUUUCUGCUGGAAGAAGAUCGGUUUGAACAGGAUGCCUAAACGUUAGUCGCGCAAAACACAUUUCAGACGGUUCCCGAUGCAGACUUUAGACUACGUCUUAACUAAAAACUGUCUGAACUCUGUCGGAUUUUCUAGUUUUUGUAAUAGUUAUCAUCAUUUUUAAUAUUUGUACUUGGUGCAAGGAAGUGAUAGGUAUGUUCUGCAAGGUCAGCCAUGUCAUUGAAGAUACACUCAGGUGACGGAGUCCUUACUAGACCUUCGGCAGGUGACCGAGUGCAGGUCACGACGAGCCAGCAGCCUCGUAAAGACGCAGGAAGCCCGGAGCAGGAAGCACUUAGCGUCCAUAGGUCGCAUAGCACUGAUGGCGGCUCUCCGCUUUCUGAGUGGUUUGCUGCCACUUCGAGGGCUUGUGUGUGGCUUUACACUAAGACACGUAUGCAGCCUCGAACCUCAGCUCUGUUUUAUGGGGCUUCGCCAAGCAUGAACUCUUAAUUACUAAGAGGCAGUUAGAAAGAAGCCAGUUUAAUAGCGUGCCUUCAAUUGUGCGUUUCUCUAUUUUACCGUUUAAAACCAUUCCUUCACUCACUUUUAUGGCUCUUAAAAUCCCCAAAUUACACCACGUUUAGUGCUGAACACGGAGUCCCUCACGAGCCUUGCAGACGCUCAUUGUGGGUUAGCGACGGUCCUUGCUGGGUGCGUCUUUCCUGCAAAUGCGCAGUUAAGUCUCGACCCGUUAUUCUAGUAAGUGACACGCAGUAGGCGGAUUCCCAACUCAUUCUUACAUCUCUGUAUUCACUAGAUUUCCCACCUUUUACGAUUUUAUGUGACCGUGUGUGUGAUAGCUCAAUAAAUCCUUUAUCGAUGCCUCCCGGAGCAAAA